AUGGCGGAGGCGGAGGCGACGCCUGGCAACACACCGAACGGGAAGCUGCAGCCUGUCUUGGCCAAUGAAGUGUGCGGCUCGGAGGAACAUCAGCAGGAGGCGUCGGCGGCCCAUCUCUUUGAAGCAAACAUGCGUUUGAAGGCAAGAUGUUCGCAGCUGCAGGAUCAGUUGGAGGGGCUGAAGCGUCAGUUACUUGCAGAGAGGAGUGCUCGGCAGGGGCUGGAUGCUGAGCUGAGCGAAGUGAAGGAACGACUGCGGCGCACAAAGGACGUUGUGGACCAACAGAAGAGGGAGUAUAGCGAGGUCUCCUUGCGACUGUGUGCUGUGACGGCGGAACGGGACGAGCUGGAGGUGAAGGUGGGCGAGGUGUGGCGCAGCAUGGCCGCCGUGGAGGAAGCCAUGCGCGCCAAGGAAGCAGAAAACAAGGCGCUACGGGAAGCGUUUGAUAACGAGCAAAAGGAGCGGGGUGCUCAGGAGGUACUGAUGAACGCCAUGGUCACCCAAAUGGCCACGCUAGAGCGGCAGGUGGCGGCUGGCGAGGGCGCCGAAGCACGGCAUCGGCGGCUCAGCGAGGAUGCACUUCGUGGCGUGAAGGAGGAGGUGCAACGCGUCGCGCUCCGUCUAGAAAGUCUUGCGGACGCCUACUCUGCCCCCUCACUAGAGCGAGACAUGGAGCAAAGAGUGUCGUGGCUGCUUGGGGGCGACGGCGAUUCUGAGCGCGAUGCGACUCCUUCCGCAGGCGAGGAUGACGGGGUCGGCGCGGCCGGCGACGGACUCAACACGUCGGACUCUGAAGGGCGAACACGAGGUGAGCCGCGCCAAAGGCAGACCACGCAGCUGGUGGGCCCCAUCUACCAGGCGCUGCGGCACCUUCACCAGCAGCUGCGGCGCCAAUACGAGGAGAGGCGGGCCGUGCAACGCGAGCGUCAUCUUCUUGAGUCCCACAUUGUGGCGCUGAAGGAGGAACUGCACCACCUGGGGAGCGAUGGGGACGAUGUACGGGAGCGGUUGCUCAGGAGUGAGGCGCAAAGGGCGCAGAUGGCGGAGACGUUAGAGAAUACGCGACAGGCGCAGGAGUACGAGGCGGUGCAGGUGGCGGAGACACGCCGCAAAUUUGCCUCCCUGCUUCGAUGCGUCGGUGAUUGGUGCGUCAUCGAGCAGCAUAUCGUUGACCUCGUUAAGGAGGUAAAGCAGCUGCGUUCCGACGUCGAAAAAGGGCGUCGGACGCACAAGGCGUACGUGGCAGAGAAAGAAAGUGAAAUGGAUGCCAUGAUGGACAUGCAUCAGCGUGAGACGAAUGAACAGAAGCGGCAACUGGAACAGGUCCGGCAUGAAUGCGAAAGAUUCAAGCGAGCGGCUGCGUCUGCUGCGUCUGCUGCGUCUGCUGCUUCUGCUUCUGCUAGUGAAGCUAGUGGUGUGGGUGCGGGUGCUUCAGCGGAGCUGCAGCGUGGGCACGAGAACUUCAAGGUGAGGUACCGAGAGCUGUUGCGUUACAUGGAGGAGGAGCUGGAGCCUCUGGUGGCUGAGCAGGCUAAGGCGCUGCAGAAGGAGAGACAACACGUAGACGAACUGCGACGCGCCAAUGACGCACUGCAGCUCGAGGUGAAGAUGCGUGCUGGCGCGGGCGAGGUCGGUGGAGGUAGACUGACUCUUUUUGAGGCGCUUGUUCUCACCCUCCGUGUUCUCUCUGGUGCCAUGGCAGAGGUACGGGAGAUGGCGCAGCAGCGCAGAGCCUUGACGCGCUAUGUUCUUGCCUAUGAGCAGAUGUUUGGUGCUUUGAACGUCUGUGGCGACUGCAUCGGUCUGCGCCCGGUGUUGCGUGUACGCAAAGCAGUAGUGGCGGUGCUGGCUGUCCAACGGCUAAUCGCACUGCGCAAGUCGGCGUGGCGGCGUGGUGGUGGUGGUGUCAUCCCGUCCGGGGAACGAGGCGCUGCACGCAUUCGUUUGCCGCCAGAGACGUGUUGCUUGGUACGCGGAGGGCUUAUUCGUCUACCGCCGGUGGGAAGCGAUGACGCAGCGGGGGACUUCCUGGGUGAGGAGGGGGGCGCAACAGGAGGGGAAGGGAGCGACGUUGCCUUUGUGGAAGAGCGGGACUUGCUUCUUCCUGCCAUGCCCCACACGACCAGGGCCACCUCGCCGGCGGAAGCGUCCGCGCAGGGCUGUGCGCUGCGCAGCUUCAUGGGCGCGCUACUCUCCUUUGUGACGCUCCCGUCGGCGAUGUGGCCGCCGCGUGACGCGCGGGAACCCUUGUGGCGGCGGCUGGCAAGUGGGCUGCGCUCGCUGCAGUGCACGCCAGGGCAAUUUGAGCGUCGACGUGCGUCUGACAAGCCACACGCUUUGUUGCACCUGCCGCCGCGAGCACCGGUGCGGUCACAAGUCGCGUUAUCGUGGGGAGAGUCAGUGCCGCGGCCUCCGCAGUCUGCCGGUGCGACGGUGACACAGCGGUUGCCACCGUGCAACCUCGGGAGCGCAGGCGCCGCAGCCGCCUAUCCAGCCCCGCAACCCGCAGUUCAUCACACAGAGGACACGCUGAGCCUCGAGGAGGCUCUUCGUCACUCCUUAUUGCGCGACGAACAGUUCAGCAGUGACGUGCAGGAAGUUGAAGCAGGGAGUGGGUUUGCCUCUGAGGUGCUAAACGUCAUUCGUGCACUCGAUCAGCGUGUGGUGGGGGCUUUGGAGCGGCACGUGCGGCCAGCCGAGCGUCCCCCGCAUCCGUGA
Messenger RNA from Trypanosoma conorhini, 2718 nucleotides. RefSeq lists its product as uncharacterized. The transcript has a single exon. Lineage: Eukaryota; Euglenozoa; Kinetoplastea; Trypanosomatida; Trypanosomatidae. The coding region runs from base 1 to 2718 and encodes 905 amino acids. The record is from RefSeq and is a predicted model, not a curated record.